CUCGGUGUCCUCCCCUGCCCGGUGCCCUGCCGUAGCCAUUUUGGCUCAAGCCAUAUCUCAAGGUAUCUUGGCUCACUCCAAGUGGAGUACUUCGUCACAGCUACGCCUGCUGGUUCUGCAUCGAAUGCUCUCCAUUGUUCAAUCCUCGUUACGUUCCUUUUUAGGUGGGGAGCAGGCCUCCGCCUUACUGAGGUGCCAGCAGAUGUACGGGUGACGACAUUCGAGGAGAAACGGCCAUUCCAAGACAGAGAGUGAAACUCGACAGGAUGGAAUUCUCUACAUCAUGGAGUGUUGGCCCAUCCGUAUUCGGAAAUGCGUGUGCGGAUGCAGGGCAAGCGCGUCUUGUUUGGAGUCAAUUCGCUCAUGGACAUGGUGCAUCAUCUCUUUAUAUGCAGCGCCGUUGCAUUUGGUUGGAGCAUCUCCGAUGUGCCUGUUGGCCUAUGGGGAAGCCGAGCGGACGAGUCUGCUGGUACCAAGGCAACGAUGUUCACGAAGGAAAGCCAUAAGCCCAUUGUAGUUGCUCAAGUGUGAUUAUAGACCUACCGCGUCUGCAUGGACAACAUUAAGCCCGUUGACGUGUUCUGCAUUCCGCUGACGCCCCCAAAUCUCGACGUCGUUUUCUUGAACACGGCUCACAAUGCGAUGUUCACGCGUAUUCCCAAAGAGGUCCAGGACUUGACGAACGAAUCAAUCUCUUAUGCGCACCAGGCCACAAACAUCGGCCGCAUGGUGUUCUUAGGCCACCCCCCGCAGCACUUCAAGACCGAGACUGGGGAGAACGGUUGCCCAGAGAUUGGGGAUUGCGUGUGCCAUGACAAGGCCGCGCUGUUGCGGCAGCCCAUUUUCGAGCAUACUUCUCUUGUGGAGGCUGAGGUUGCCAAGGACAACGAGCUCGCUGACAGGAAGUGUGAUGUUGCUAGCCUGUGGAAUUCUUUCGCAGACUCGUGCGGUCAUCAUGGUAACUUGCAUGGAAAAUGAUGGGAAUCGGGCAAGAUAGGUUGCACGCACUUUCCCGAAGAUGGUGUCGGGAAUCACGCCCCGUCCUUGGAAGAUCUUCGUGCCAAGGCGGGCGUCUGAUGGUCGCCGAACGUAGAUGGCUGUAGGCCUGUCGGAGGCGGAGUGUCCUGCUUAGCACGAGGACUCAGAGCUAAGCUCUCCUGCCCUGUCUGCACAGCCUACGCUGCACAAGAUUCGCCCA
Messenger RNA from Prorocentrum cordatum, 1198 nucleotides. The record is from the annotation of a GenBank genome assembly. Lineage: Eukaryota; Dinophyceae; Prorocentrales; Prorocentraceae.